AUGAAUUCUCCUACUGAAAAAUAUAGAAAAGAAUCAUCAUAUGAUUCUCUGUUUUUAAAUUCAACUUUUACACAAAAUUUAUAUGACAAAUCUCCACAAUCUUUAAAUCAAAAAAGAAUAAAAGACUCAUUAAAUUUAAUAGACACAAAGACUUAUAAAUCACCUUUAUCUUCAGAAAUUUAUAGGAAUUGGUCUCCUGAAGUUAAAAAUACUGUAGAAUCUACCUCAAAUACAGAUCUUCAUACGCCUUUAUCUUUUCCUUUAUUAGAAGCACAAAAAAAUACAACACAGAAGCUUCCUAUAGGAUUUUGGAGGCAUCCAUCACUGGAUAUAAUUUUUAAGCGUAUUAGAAAAGCAGGUGUUAAAGAAGAAACACUAAAAAGACUAAUUGUUAACAUAUUAGCAAUUAUUGUUAUUCAUUGGGUUAAAAACUAUAUUAAUAAAAGAUUUUUGGGAAUUUAUUUAAAACAAUUUAUUAGUCUUAAAAUAUAUUUGAAAUAUUUCAAUGUAUUUAUUCAUAUUAUUUUACUUUACAAUAUUUUUGAAGCAGUGUUAAGAUUUAUUCGGCCAAAAGAUACAUUUUUAGAUCUUUCAUUAACACCCAUACAAAGGAAAUUAUUUGGGCUUGAUCCUGAUGUUUUCACUUCAUCCCCACCAAAUAAUAGUAUUACUCCUCCAAGAUAUACAAAAAGCUCUCCACAGAGCCGACAAUCACCACGCCUCUCCCCACAGCAGAUUACGCCAUAUAAUGAAGGCUCCCAAACAUCACGUUCUAAUAGUGAAACAAAAAACCCUUCAAAACCCUCGCCACUUCGAAAUGAAUUAUCUCCAACGUUUACAAACUUAAAUACGUUGCCAACAGGUUUUUCAAAUAAAAACCUUCGAGAUAGAGCACCAUUUAUGUCAAACCCUCGAUACUUAAAUAAACGAUAUUCAUUGGAUAAUUUUUCUCCGUAG
Pneumocystis jirovecii RU7 is the source of this 957-nucleotide messenger RNA. RefSeq lists its product as uncharacterized. The transcript is spliced from 6 exons. NCBI's taxonomy places the organism in Eukaryota, Fungi, Ascomycota, Pneumocystomycetes, Pneumocystales, Pneumocystaceae. The record is from RefSeq and is a predicted model, not a curated record. Bases 1 to 957 code for a protein of 318 amino acids. Gene Ontology annotation, biological process: protein import into nucleus; spindle pole body duplication. Gene Ontology annotation, cellular component: nuclear pore transmembrane ring; nuclear outer membrane.